Molecule: messenger RNA, 4496 nt
Organism: Acanthopagrus latus (yellowfin seabream)
Lineage: Eukaryota; Metazoa; Chordata; Actinopteri; Spariformes; Sparidae
Gene: mapk11
Product: mitogen-activated protein kinase 11
Exons: 12
Coding region: 189-1274 (361 amino acids)
Biological process (GO): protein phosphorylation; intracellular signal transduction
Cellular component (GO): cytoplasm; nucleus
Molecular function (GO): ATP binding; MAP kinase activity
Source: RefSeq, a predicted model, not a curated record
GAGAGCUAGGCUGUCACUGGCCGGUGCGGUGUGUGUGUGUGUGUGUGUGUGUGUGUGUGCAGCAGCAGCAGCUCGGCUCAGGCAGCAGACGGCGGCCCCAUCUACCGUCCCCUCCUCCGAUCAUCUCCAUUCUCCCCCUUCUCCUCCUUCCGCUCGCUGCUCACAUCUUCCGCAGCCGGCUCGGCGACAUGUCCGCCCGACCAGGAUUUUACCGGCAGGAGCUGAACAAGACCGUGUGGGAGGUUCCGGAGCGGUACCAGAACCUGACGCCGGUGGGCUCCGGAGCAUACGGCUCGGUGUGCUCGGCCUAUGAUGUCGUCCUACGGCAGAAGGUUGCGGUGAAGAAGCUGUCCAGGCCCUUUCAGUCUCUGAUCCACAGCCGCCGCUCGUACCGGGAACUCAGGCUGCUCAAGCACAUGAAACACGAGAAUGUAAUAGGGCUGCUGGACGUCUUCACACCUGCUGCAGCGUUAGAGGACUUCAAUGAACUCUACCUGGUGACUAACCUGAUGGGCGCAGACCUCAAUAACAUCGUUAAAUUUCAGAGGCUGUCAGACGAGCACGUGCAGUUCUUAAUUUACCAGCUUCUCCGUGGCCUCAAGUACAUCCAUUCAGCGGGAUUGAUCCACAGAGACCUCAAGCCGAGCAACGUGGCAGUAAAUGAGGACUGUGAGCUGAGGAUACUCGACUUUGGAUUGGCCAGACAGACGGACGACGAGAUGACAGGCUACGUGGCGACGCGCUGGUACAGAGCACCGGAGAUCAUGCUGAACUGGAUGCACUAUAAUCAGAACGUUGAUAUUUGGUCAGUGGGAUGCAUUAUGGGAGAGCUGCUGAAAGGAAAAGUCCUAUUUCCUGGCACCGACUACAUCGACCAGCUGAAGAGAAUCAUGGAGGUCGUCGGGACCCCGACGCCGGAUCUGUUGAAGAAGAUCUGCUCCGAACAUGCGCAGAAGUACAUCCAGUCUCUGCCCUUCAUGCCUCAGCAGGACCUGGAAAAGAUCUUCCGGGGAGCAAAUCCGCUAGCUGUCGAUCUGCUGAAGCGCAUGCUGGUUCUGGACUGCGAUGGGAGGAUCUCGGCCAGCGAGGCUCUUUCCCACCCCUACUUCUCGCAGUAUCACGAUCCGGACGACGAGCCGGAGGCCCCGCCUUACGAUCAGACACUGGAGAGUAAAGACCGGACUCUAGAAGAAUGGAAAGAGUUGGUAUUUGAAGAGGCCAACAGCUUCAAGGCAUCCGGCAGCAAGACUGAUAGCCUUCAGGUGGAGCAGUAAUCCUCUCUCUGCCCCGCCUCGACCCCCCCUGCCCCACCACCACCUACAGAAGGACCACGUACUCAGUGAGCGGGAGAAAGGACUGUGGGAGAGAACUCUGCCUCCCCUCUGCUCGGUGUGACUGUGUCUGGUUGCCUUGUCAUGAGUUUGUUUGAGCAGCAGGGCAGGACGGCCUCCGCUGGAGUCGGAUGCUCACGCUGCAAACACGGGGGAGAAUUUUAGGACCUGACAGACGGAGCUUUCCGUCCAAAAAAGUUGCUUCCUCUUAUGUUUCCGCUCGACGAGGGUCAAAAAAAAAAAAAAAGAAAAAAGAAAAAAAGAGGAGGAACCAGUCACUGUGGCUACGUCAGGGAUCGCAGAGGACGUGGGGGAUUCAUACGGGGGAGCAACUUUGAGGGGAACUGAACUGUGUUUACGGACUGAUAGAAGGGUUUAAAAAGGAUUGAAAAAAAAAAAUGCACACUAGGAUUUCCAAAGCGACGACCGACCGACCGACCGAGCGCCGUCUGGCCCCUCAUCAUGACAAAUGCCACAAGCAGUCAGCGCUUUCAUAUACAGAAUUCAUGUUUCAAGGCUAGCAUCGGCGCCACGUCAUGCCACAUAGCAGCUUUGCGUCUCGCCUGCAUACUACUGCAUGAUUUAUGUGCAUUUUAUUAUCACAGACUAUUACCGGUACUGUAUUAUAAACCAACAGGACGGCUUAUCGCAUCUGCCACCCAGCUGUAAAACCAGCCUGGGGGGGGGGGUCGGACAGCGGCGUUACCAGGAAGCGCGGCCAGCCUUCAGCCUGUUUUAUCUUUUCUAAUUUCCGCACGGUGAAAUAAAAAAAAAACAACAAAAAAACAAAAAGCAAACAAUAACCUACUGCUCUCCCUCAGGUGAAGGAAAGUCAUCCUCACUUGCUUAUAGGAUAGUAAAUACCAACUGUGCUAUUAAUUAGCAAGGUUAUGAAUAUAUGCCAAAGCUGGAGCAGAGAGGCUUGUGUGGUGGGUUUGUGUUUACAGUGUGACCUCGCCUCUCGGAUACAAUUUCCACCGAUGGCUAUUUUUCUGAUCACCUGUUGGCUUUGGCAGAGCUCCGUCAGGUUUCCAUAGUUGUCUGCUGACUCUUUUACAGCCCCAAACGAUUUGUGUUUACCAUAAUUAAGAUUAGGGUUAUUUUGUAAACUGUUACAGGCGGUUUCCCGGGCAGCGUGUAACUGUGCUGGAUAAUAAUGUAUUACCCAACCGGUAGCUCCAUCCGAGCGGCGACUGGUCAAACGCUCCAGGGCUGAUGAUUCCUACAAUGCAGCCAUAUUUGGCUGCUUGUGGCGUCCAGGGAGCUCAUUAGUGAUCUUUCAUGCCUUUUUCCCAGUGUUACGAACCAGACUGAGCGCGCUCAUUAGCGUCCAGAGUAUCAAAGCAUUGCGGAUGUUUUUCACCCCCGAUUGUAGCUGUUUCAAGUUCAUCGUGACAUUAUUGUACCCACGCUGAUGAAGGCCUUUCACAGGUAACAUUUGUGCAAGCGGCAUGAGCUCAGCGCGUAUGCGGAUCCUUACGUGAAAUGGCCGACUUCCUCACUGAUAUUGCGCCACCGCUCUCGCAGCAGACCCGAGUUUUUGUUCUAAAUCACUUGCUGAGAUAGUAAUAAUCUGGCUGUGUUAAACCACAGUGCGAAGAGCCGACAAAACCACAGGUUCCCCAGCUGAAUACUGAAGGUCAGAGAAAAUGUCAAGAAGUGAAAGACAGAGGAGAUAUUAUGAAAUCUAGUGUUCUGACAUAAACUAAGGAAACACAGUCUUGCACCUAGUUUGGGCAGAUCUGUUAAUAUCUGAUAAUGUUAAGUGAGAAAUACAUUUAUUAGUAUCUUUACUGCGCUGUAACAAGGAUUAUUAUUGUUACUAGGUAGAUGGGGACUUAAAACGUAGAAAAACAUAAAAUGGCUCCAUGCAGAUCUCUCUGUGUAAUCCAAGUCUCCAGAAGCCCUGAGACUUUCACAUUGAUUUGGAAAGAUGAUAUCAACACCCUCGAUGCACGCUCAGGUCUGUGCACCCACUUCAGACUUGGUGUGAGCUAACGCUUUUAGCGUAAAAGCUACAGUGAAGAAUUGAGCUUGAAAGAGGGUGUAGAUAACGUCUUUUAAAAUCAAUUUGUGAUCUUAGGGCUUCCGCAGACUUGGAUCACAUGGGACCAGCUAAAUGGAGCCAUUUUAUGUAUUUUCAGUUUUAACAUUAAAAAAAGUCCCCAUCUACCUAAGUUGUUCAUAAUGACUGAAUUUCAUUUGGGGGGGAAUUUAGCCUUUAACUGACCUUCUGAUACCGAGUAGCAAUACUAGGUGCUCUUUAGACUAGCGCGUGUACCCUUGACGUUAACCUAGCUUGCUAGGUUAGCUGGUCAGAUGAACAACAGAAUAAAAAGUGAAUUUAAGGGACAUUUAGUUGGAAAGUUGUAUAUUAAUGAGUGUAACGCCGGUGUUUUCGACGCUAGUUAGUCUCUCUGACCUCACACCAAGUAGCAGCACAAGUAGCUCUUUACAUUAGCUAAAGAGCGUUAAGCUAGCUCUGAUUUUAAGGUUAAAGUGUUCAUGUAAAUGUUCCUUCUCAGUCAUGCAGGUUAAAACUGUAGUUUCUUGGCUUCGUCCACGUAAGUUUAACUCAGCCAAUGAGAUUAUUUCUGCCAAAACAUCAACUUUUGCCAUUUUUGAGGAGCACAAGAAGGAAACUUCCUCCAAACAAUUUUUUAUUUUUUCCCCUGUGAUGGUACACACUGGAGUGCUACGUGUCGCCUUUUGUGCAAGCCGUCCACUAACACUGGAUGCAAAACGUCGAAUCAGCAGAAUCAAAGCUGUCUCAGUCAAAGCGUGUACGAGCUCUGAAUGUUCAAAGUGUUUUCUGUGCUUAUGUGGACGUUGUACAGUAUAUGUGGUGGAAAUGAAUAGCAAACUGCAAAACAAAAACAAAAAAAAAACACGAAUGUAUAUGUAUGCUGUGUGUAUGUAUGCUAACAAGUUAGAUGUGUCUUACGAAGACGUCACAUGCCGCCACGUGUGUGUGUGUGUGUGUGUGUGUGUGUGUGUGUGUGUGUGUGUGUCGACGGUAGCCAUGAGUGUGAAAUCAUAAAGCAGAAUGUCAGCGCUCUGGUUUUUUUUAAACGAUUCAGAUGAUUCUUUUUUUUCUCAUUCACCGACGGGUAACAUGACUUUGCGAGUCUUGGCUUCAGCAGAAUAAACGUCAUCUUUUCUGUU